AUGGUCAGAUUUACCAAAAAAAGAACCAAAAAGGUUCAAUUAGCACAAUCGUUGCUAGAAAACAACUUGUGUAAUAUUUGUAAAAAGGUGUACUCUUUAAAGCAAAAUUUAAACCAUCAUCUUAAAACUCAUGAUGGUGUUCGAUUUUACUGCGGUGAAUGUGAAUAUGAUUGUGAAACCGGAGCUGGUCAGGAUGGAAGACACGAGCGUAUACAGCAACGUACUAGCGUUAUACAACACACAUCCAACAACCAGACAUUAGAACAAAGGGGCACAUCACAUGAAAGCUUCUUCGAUAGUGAAGGUGAUGAAUUAUGUAAUCAAGCGUAUGAUGAUAUUCCAUCAACAUCGACAAAUUUACCGGACUACAUACAAACCCCCGAACAUAUGCAAUCAAACUCGGCAAGUGGAUCAGGUGUAGGUAAACGACAAAGAGACAACGUCAACCAAUCUAACACCCGAUUGAAACGUCAUCGACUAGCAGUUACUCAAGUAGAUGGAUUUGUAUCAACUAGCAGUGGGUUCAACGGGCUUUGUAAAACUUUCUACAAAAGAAAUUUUAAUCAGUUAGCUGAUUAUGACUCUUUCCUGUCUGAAACCAAACCGCAACUAUUCGAAUUAUUAAGAACACUUGUAGCCGAAAAUGCGGUGAAGUAUACAUUAAAACUGGAAUCGACGUAUAAAAUCCCUUCUACAGAUGUUUUGGAAAAUAGAGCAUUCAAGUCAUCAGCAAGAACUCUAUUCCAGGACACGAACAUUGAAUCGGCAAUAGACGAGGACUUUGCUAAGAUAAUUUCUGAAGAGGCUGAGAUGGAGGGGAAAGGAUCCGGGUUUUCUUUAGAGAAAAUUGAUGGUAUACUACUUGAUGUAUUUAAAUAUACACCCCUUGGAGGUUCAGCUUUUAUACCGCUUCCGGAGACAAUUGAAAAUCGUAAAGCAACAAUAAACGUACAAAAUAAUGACAAUAUGUGCUUCAAAUACAGCAUUAUGGCCAAGGACGUUACUGCGCCAAACCCCAGCCGUAUCACACAUUAUCAGAAUGUGCCAAGCAGACACAAUUUCUCGGGACUUACAUUCCCCGUGCCAUUAUCUGAGGUGAAACAUUUUGAAAAAAAUAAUCCAGGGGUAUCGAUAAACGUGUACGGCUUCAAGAAGGGGAGUUUAACAUAUAAAAAUAAAUCUAAGAAUAACAACGGCCAGACGUCUCAAAAUGCAGAAAAGGAUGAAUUCAUUAUUAUCCCAUACAAGGUGUGUGACCGUGAACAAACCGAUCAUUACGAUUUAUUAUAUUUCAACAACGGAGAGGGAGUAUACCACUACUGUUAUAUCAAGAAUCUUGCAAGAUUGGUUGGAUGUCAACUGUCUAAAAACACCAAGGAAAAAGCCAUCUGCAGACGCUGUUUUAAGGUGUACAUCGAUGAACCGGGUAAAAUUGAUAAAGAAGCUAGACUUGAAGAUCAUAAACGAAUAUGCGUCAAGAACGAGUCAGUAACUCCAAUUCUACCACCGCCAAAUACGUACAUGCAGUUUGAGAACUGGGGUAACACCCAAAAACUCGAUUUUGUCAUUUACGCUGAUUUCGAGUGUUUAUUGAAGAAACCUGUAGGGGACAACCAUUUUGGGAAAACAACUGUCACUCAAGAACAUGUUCCCAUGAGUUAUUGUUAUUUAGUUAAAGCUAGCGAGGAUGUACCAACAGAGCUAAUGGAUCAAUUCGACAUACCGCAAUCCCCGGUUGUAUACAGAGGUAAUGCAAAUUCUGAGGCUAACGAUGUACCAAAGCAUUUUAUACAGAGCAUUACUGAUGUGGCACGUAAAAUUGAACAGCUUUUAAAAAUCAACACUCCUAUAUGUAUGACAUCACAGAACGAAACCAAUAACCUUGCUCGAUCCGAUAAGACAAAGUUCCGUUCUGUGAUAAAUGCAUAUGGUGAAGAUGAUUUGGAUAUGGUUACUCGUAAAGGUGUUUACUGUUACGAUUAUACGGACUCAUGGGAAAAAUUGGAAGAACAGUGUCUACCGCCUAUAGAACAGUUUUACAGUUCACUGACUGAGAAAAAUAUUUCCCAAGAUGAUUAUAAACACGCUCAAAAUGUAUGGAAUCGUUUUAAAUUCAAAACUUUAGGCGAAUACAGCUUAUGGUAUAACGAAUUGGAUGUACAUAUUUUAUGUGAUGUUUUUGAAGCUUUUAGGGAGCUCUGUUUAAAAACAUAUGAAAUCGAUUGCUGUCAUUAUUAUACUAUCCCUGGUAUGAGUUUCGAUGUGUGUUUGAAAUACACUGAAGCCAAGUUGGAAUUGAUAUCAGACUAUGACAUGUUACUUAUGUUCGAGCAAGGUGUAAGAGGGGGAAUCUGUCAAGCUUCAAAGAGAUACUCUAAAGCUAACCACAGCAAGGCACCCGUAUACAAUCCUGAAGAACCAAACAGAUGGAUAACAUAUCUUGAUGCAACAAAUCUGUGA
Messenger RNA from Adelges cooleyi (spruce gall adelgid), 2460 nucleotides. RefSeq lists its product as uncharacterized. NCBI's taxonomy places the organism in Eukaryota, Metazoa, Arthropoda, Insecta, Hemiptera, Adelgidae. The transcript has 9 exons. The coding region runs from base 1 to 2460 and encodes 819 amino acids. The record is from RefSeq and is a predicted model, not a curated record.